AUGAAUAUAUCUUUAUUUAAAAUUCCAAUAGAUUUAAAAUUAAUUUUCUAUAGAUUAAAAACAUUUACAGCUCAGCAGGCUGCAUCAGCAUUAAGACCUUUUUAUUUUGAAGUUCAUCCAGAUCGUUUUCCUAAUGAUCCUAUUGUAAGACAAAAAAAUGAAAAAAAUUUACAAAUUUUUAAUGGAUACUUAAAUGAAUUAUUUCCUACAUCAAAAAAAUUAAAACCAAUAGAAGUUCAUUUUUCUAUAAAAUGUAAAAAAACAGAAGUAUUUAAAAAUAUUAGUAUUCCAUUAUGUAGUAAUGAUCCAAAAACAAUUGUUAGAACAGCAUUACAAAAAUGUAAUUUAAAUACAGAUAAAGUACCAAAAUCAGUGGAUGAUGAAAAAAUGAAAAAUGGUGGGUUAUAUAUUUCACCUACUGAUAAGAUGAAUGCUGAUAUGAUUUGGCGCGAUUUACAUGCUGAGUAUUAUAAAAAGAAAAAAAAAGGACAAUCAUCAAAUAAUGAAUUAUUGAAUGUCUUAUCAAAAAAUCGUGACAUUGUUUUUGAAAAAAUGAAAUCAUGGGAACAUAUGCAAGAAAUUUGUAAAGAUGAAAUUGAACAUUUAAAACGGGUUGUUGGUAUAAAAAGGGUAAUCUGGAAUUUAUCAUGGGAACAAUCUUACAUGAAACGUUGUUUAAUGGGAGUUUCGUUUAUGUAUAGAGAUGCAAAUGAUAGUAUUAAAAAAGAUAUUAUUUUAGCAUUAAAUAAUUGUACAUUACUUUUUGGACGUGGCAGUUAUAUUACGUGUGAUGGAAAUAUACAAUUUGGUGCAGAUGAUGUACCUCAGAAAUGGUUAGAACUUUGUAUGUCAAUUAAUAUUAAAAGAAAAGAAUUAUCCUUAUUUAUUGAAAUUCAUAAUAAGUUAAAAUCAUUAUUAGGAGAAGAAUCAAAAUUGAUAUAUAAUAAAGAUGGAUGUCUUUCAAAAACAAUUCAUGAAUAUAAAAAUUUAUAUUUACGAUUAUCUAAUAGAAAUAAAAAUGAAUUACAGGAAUUACAAGAAUUAUUAAAAGGUAUUACAAUAGAAGUUGUAUCAUCAUAUGAUGAAUUAAAUAUAAAUAAAUGUGGUCAUUUUUUUAUUCCAUGUAAUGUUGAAUUUUUAUUUUUAAAAGAUUACAUAAAAAAAAAUAUUGGUGUUAGCAAGUAUCUUUCUGAAAAAUAUACCUUAAAGAUGAUUGAAGCAGAAACAUUAAAAAAUAGUUGCAAAAGAAUAUUGCAAUUAAAAAAUUUAACAUGGGAUGAUAAUAUAUUAAUGGAAGAUUUAAGAAAAUGUAUCUUAAGAUUAGAGGAGUCAGAUGAAAGUAUUAAAAACUUGAUAAUUGGUAUGAACGUCAUAAUAUCAACAAAUCCAAAAAUUACCGUUUUAAAUGAUGGAACUGUAUCAAUUCCAAUAAAUUGGAUAUAA
Messenger RNA from Strongyloides ratti, 1443 nucleotides. RefSeq names its product T-cell activation inhibitor, mitochondrial. The transcript has a single exon. Lineage: Eukaryota; Metazoa; Nematoda; Chromadorea; Rhabditida; Strongyloididae. Gene Ontology annotation, cellular component: mitochondrion. The coding region runs from base 1 to 1443 and encodes 480 amino acids. The record is from RefSeq and is a predicted model, not a curated record.